UGGAGCCAUCCUUUUUGGACACCAGGACUAUUGGCGAAGACCAUGGACUGUUUGACGGUUCUAUAAUACCCUUUUGAAGCAUCUUUUCAACUUCAGCCCGUUCCACUUCUCUUUUUCCAUAUGGCUGUCGUCUAGGUUGCUGCCUGAUGGGGUUAGCACUUCCAGUGUUUAUCUUGUGUUUCACGACGUUUGUGCACCCGAGAUCGUUGGACGACUUUGCAAACACAUCUUGGUACUUAUACAACAAUUUUGCAAACUUGUUUUUCUGUUCGGGAUCCAAAUAUUCAACACCAUCGUCAAACAUCUUUUUCACAUGUUCUGGCAAAAUGACCUCUUCAGACUGCAAACCCGUGUCACUUUUGACUGUGGCACACGUAUCUGUUUGAAUUUCUUUAGAAAUUAUGGGGUCCUCAACUGGGAAACACUCGCCAACAAGAUAUCCUGCUUCCAAACUUACUGUUUCAUCAAAAUCGUUCACAACACACACGGACACAUCUUCUCCCUGAGUUUCAACAAUGCCUGCCACAACUCGACAACUUAUGUCCUGCAAGCCUUGAAUCCCAUCAACAAACACUACCUCUCGCACAAAGCCUUUUACUUCUACAGGUAACAUCUGAAAGCUCCUAGGUGGUAUUUCAACCUUCUCUUUCACGAGCACCCUGCAUACACUCAGCCCAGUCCCUUCUGUAACACAAUCAAUUGUAUUACCAUCCAGUGUGUGAAGUUUAUGAUUUUGAAUGUCCCAGGAUUGAAUGUGGUUUGCCAUAAAAUCUUGUCCCAGAAUUCCUUGAAUAUUUGGUAUAUCGCAAACGGUGGCGUCAAUUGCAGUCGUGAAACUCCCGACCUUCAACUUUAACUCUACAGAACCUUGAACGUUUAAAGGUGUGCCGUCUACGGAACAAACUGUACGAUUAUGCUCACGCAAAUCCUCUGUCUUCUUUCCUAAAGCCUCAAGGGUGUCUUUAGAUAUUAAAGUGGUUGUUGCUCCACUAUCUAAUAGCAAGGUUACCGCAGUUCCGUCUAUUAAUGCUUCAAUAUAGACACCAUUGUCUUUCGUUUUCAUCAGAUCGCUGCAGUGACCAACCCGCAAUGCCUUUUCAUCUGGUCUGCAUGGCACCUCUAUUUGUUUAGGUCGAUUUUUCACUUGAACCGUCGCAUCACGACCUAUUGACGUGACGGUCUGAAGUUUUCCUGCUGCAGUCCUCGUCUGUUGUCUUUUAUCGGACAAUCUCUGAUGAAAUGAUUUGUAGAACCACAUCUGUAGCACGAUCUUCCAGAGAUUCUGCCUCCCAUGGUAGAUUCAAGUUUGUCCAAUCGUUGCUCAAUACGCUUAAUGGCACUGGUAAACUGAUCAUAAGUUCCCUCAUGCACCGGGUUGGUUUCAAAAGAUCUCUCUCUGCUGCUUGUGUUUGUAACACCCCUAAUCUGCGCUCCUACACCUUGCCCCGGACGUCCCAACACCUCUUCAUAACGCUCAACCACCUCCACAGCUUCAUUUAUUGUCUGGCAAUUUUUAUCCAUUAAACGGCAUCUCAUCUCGGCUGAAACAUUCUUAUUAAAAUGUUGUAAUGCAAGCAUUUCUUGGGCCUCUUGAUCAAGUGUUGAAUAGGCUUUCUGAGACAGUAGUCGAAUUUCAUCCCCAAAAGCAGCAAUUGUUUCUGUUUUUCCCCUCAUUCUGUUUUGCAUCUUUGAAAGCCAUCGGUUCUGUUGUCUUUUACUUCCAAACCUCUGUUCUAAUCUGUUUGUCAGGAGUUUGUAAGACCGUUUCUCUGCAACAGGUAACGAACUGUAAUGCAUGCGAGCCUGCUGCUUAAGAGAUGUAGCAAGGUAAAGUAACUUCUCCUUUUCGUUCCAUUGUGCAAGCUCUGCACAAUCUUCGAAGUAUGCGAUGUACUGGUCCCAAUCUUCAUCUCCGGAAUAAGGGUCUGGUUUAAUGUUUGGACGCGGUCCACGUCUGUAAAAGCCACCAUAUGCCCCGUCAAAUUGGCCCUCUUGGUACUCUUGACCUUCCCCUCUUCCGUUCUCGUUGACAUUGAAGUCAACCUCGGAGUCGGACUGGUCAUUGUUGUCCGCCAUUGUACGACUAAUGUGAUGGUAAUGGCACAAAGAAAAAGAACUUGAAAAUUUGCACUUUAUUAUUCACAAUAAAACAUAAAUCAUAUAAAUUUACACAACAAGCAGUUAGAAAACGAUCAUCUACUUUUGUUUCUGUCUUUUAACGUCCCUGCCGUUCCGUUCUGGUGCCGACGUUCCGUUCUAGUGCAGCCGUUCCCGUUCUAUUGCAGCCGUUCCCGUUCUAGUGCAGCCUUUUCCGUUGCAGCCGUUCCCGUUCUUAUGCAGCCGUUCCGUUCUGGUGCAGCCGUUACCGUUCUAUUGCAGCCGUUCCCGCUCUAUUGCAGCCGUUUCCGUUCUUGUGCAGCCGUUCCGUUCUGGUAAAGCAGUUCCCGUUUUCGUCAGCCCGUUCCCGUUCUCGUCCGGCCGUUCCCGUUUUCGUCAGGCCGUUCCCGUUCUCGUAAGGCCGUUCCCGUUUUCUUCAGGCCGUUCCCGUUUUCGUCAGCCCGUUCCCGUUCUCGUCAGGCCGUUCCCGUUUUCGUCAGGCCGUUCCCGUUUUCGUCAGGCCGUUCCCGUUUUUGUCAGGCCGUUCCCGUUCUCGUCAGGCCGUUCCCGUUUCUGUCCCUUGCUGUUUUCCCCGUGGUGACGAAAAAUAAAAGUUCUGAGAUGCUAAAAGUAUAUUAGCAUCCCACUUCUGACACCAAUGUAACGGUUUCGUGCCGUCGGUAAAUACUGUUUCCUUUCUAUCAACCAGGUAGUUAUUAGUUUAUUAAAUUGUUAUUAGUCUGUGAAUAGAUGUCUUCAAGAAUAAAGAAAUGAAAACAGUGAGACUUAAUUUAUUUAUACUUCUCAAAAUAUACCAACACGAAACAACAAAUGUAUAAGAAUAUAAUAUAGUUACAUUUUGUCCGACAUCCCAGUUCUUUCUUGAUUGUAUUAUUAAUAUUAAAGUUUAAAUAAUUUUAGAUGUUGUGUGGCCGAAAAGUUGAAUGUUGAAUGUCCUAAGUCGUCUGCGGCGCGUCUUUUAUAUGGAUGCCCCUUGAUACAAUUCCUCAGACUCCGUAAACGGUUAUGCGACAGCUCCGACCAAUCAGAAUGCUUGAAUCGCCAAUUUGAACCACUGUCAUCCAAUCAAAUAUGCGCGCCAAAUGAACUCUUCAAAACGCUUCCGCACAUCAGGAAAUAGUUCCAAAUGUUAUAUCUAUGCUUAUCAAUCAAAUGACAAUAACUUGAUAUAAAACAGUAGCAAAUCGUUAACAUUAAUACAAUAAGACAUAGUUUACUGUAACCAUUAACUAUAUGGCGCAGUCUUUUGCUAAAAUCACAAAGAUAAAGUUAUGACGUCACAAGCAUGGUCGACACUGUUUAUGAGUGACAAGGAAGUGUUAUUCUUUAUGGAAUUACAAUCAUAGGAACGAGGAUUAAUAACUUAAGUUAAACCUCUAAAAAAAUUGAGGGUGCACGAGCUAAAGCCUUCAAGGAAAGCAGUUGGGCAGCAAUACUUGGUGUUCACGUUCUCAGACAGCUUGCAGUUUCAAAUGAGAUGAUGAUUGACUCUGGUUAUGCUGAUAAAACAUCGGAGUGUCCCUGUGGAUGUCGAACUCCACUUUGUGUUGGAGACAACAGCAUUGGUAAUAAGUCCUACAAAAAAUAAAUCAAUAGGGCAAUAAUUUGUUUAAAGGCCGCAUUUACAAGAACAUAACAGUAAUCACAUUGUUUGUCCAUUUGUCACGCUUUAUAUGUGGAACAUCACUAUUGCCUUUUUAGCUCAUCUGUCAUGUAGUGACAUGAUGAGCUAUUAGUAUACUUGAAUGUCCAUCGUCCACAAUUAUUUUAACAACAUCUCCUCCUAAACCGCUGGGCGAAUCUUGCUCAAAUUUGGCUGGAAUUUUACUGGCAUGAAGCUCAAGUUCAAAGAAUUGCAUUCCAUGCAUAACUCUGGUUGCAAAGGCAACAGAAAGGAAAACUUUUAAAAUCUUUUCUGAAACCGCACGGCAUAGAGCGUAGAUACUUUGCAUGAAACAUCAUCUUGUGGACCUAUUCCAAGAUUGUUCAAAUUAUGACCCUGGGGUCAAAACUAGCUCCGCCCUUUGGACAAAUGUGUUUUCCUUAUAUGUAUAUAGUGAAACUUCAAAAAUGUUCUUCUCCGCAACAGGCCUAGAGCUUAGAUAUUUGGCAUGAAACAUCGUCUUGUAGACCUCUACCGAGAUUGUUCAAAUUAUGCCCCUGGGGUCAAAAUAAGCCCCGCCUUGGGGACAAAUGUGUUUUCCUUAUAUGUAUAUCGUAUAUUCCCUUAUAUACACCCCUCCCCUAAUCAACGCCCCCCCCCCCCCCUUUUUUGAGAAAAUAAAGAAACAUGACUUACCAAAAAAUACGAUUUUUAGCCGAAGUUUUUUGGAAAAAAAAUCCGGCUUAUAGAUUGGUGGUGUAGGGCUGGCGGGUGUGCGUGCUCGAAAAUGUUAAAGUUCUUAUUAUUCCCCCCUUCGAAGAAGAGGGGGUAUAUUGCUUUGCUCAUGUCGGUCUGUCGGUCUGUCCGUCCACCAGGUGGUUGUCAGACGAUAACUCAAGAACGCUUAGGCCUAGGAUCAUGAAACUUCAUAGGUACAUUGAUCAUGACUCACAGAUGACCCCUAUUGAUUUUGAGGUCACUAGGUCAAAGGUCAAGGUCACGGUGACCCGAAAUAGUAAAAUGGUUUCCGGAUGAUAAUUCAAGAACCCUUAUGCCUAGGAUCAUGAAACUUGAUAGGUAGAUUGAUCAUGACUAGCAGAUGACCCCUAUUGAUUUUCAGGUCACUAGGUCAAAGGUCAAGGUCACGGUGACCCGAAAUAGUAAAAUGGUUUCCGGAUGAUAAUUCAAGAACCCUUAUGCCUAGGAUCAUGAAACUUGAUAGGUAGAUUGAUCAUGACUGGCAGAUGACCCCUAUUGAUUUUCAGGUCACUAGGUCAAAGGUCAAGGUCACAGUGACCCGAAAUAGUAAAAUGGUUUCCUGAUGAUAACUCAAAAAAGCUUAUGGCUAGGAUCAUGAAACUUCAUAGGUACAUUGAUCAUGACUCGCAGAUGACCCCUAUUGAUUUUCAGGUCACUAGGUCAAAGGUCAUGGUCACAGUGACAAAAAACAUAUUUACAAAAUGGCUGUCACUACAACUUAGAGCCCAUAUGGGGGGCAUGCAUGUUUUACAAACAGCCCUUGUUUCAUUCUAUAACUUCAGUAUGCUUUGACCUAGAGUCUUCAAACUUGACAUAAAGGUUGGUCAUCACCAGCAGAUGACCACUAGACAUUUCAAGGUCAUUCAUUGGAAGGUCAAGGUCAUAGUGACCUUAAAUGUUAAAGUGUUAAAGUUAUUGUUUAAUGCUAGUGGUUUGACCUAAAGUCUUCUAACUUGUCAUGAAGAUUUGCCAACACCAGCAAAUGACCACAGGUCAUUCUAAGGCCAUCCAGUUGAAUGUCAAGUUCACUGUGACCUAAGAUGUAUAAAGGUCAAGGUUGAAGGUUAGCCAGCACCAGCAGAUGACCACUGCUCAUUUUAAGGUCAUUUAUUUUGUCCAAUCAUCAUGAAAUUUGGUCAAAACAUUGGAUAUCUAGGACGAGUUUGAAAAUUGUCAUGAUCAGCGGAAAAACAUGUCAACUCGAUAUUUGGCAUGCAUGCGUAGCUCAUGGAGCUGCACAUUUGAGUGGUGAAAGGUCAAAGUCAAGGUCAUCCUUCAAGGUCAAGGUCAAAGGUCAAAUUUUGCAAUAUUGAAGAUAGCAACUUGAUAUUUGGCAUGCAUGUGUAUCUCAUGGAGCUGCACAUUUUUUAAGUCAAGUCAAUACCGUACCAACAAAGAUUAGCUCAUAACCCUGAAUAUGGGUUCUGUUAUCAUUAGCUGAUACAUGUAACCCUGGAUUUGGGUUCUGCUGUGAUGGGGAUUGGGGAGCUAUAUGCGAACCUUGCCGCCACAGCUGCAAAUUCAGCUAUUAGAUAGCAGGUAACGUAUUUAUGACAUUAAAACAAAUUUUUAAAGUAAAUUUCAUUAUAAUUGUUAAAUACUUACCAGCUAUCAGUGAGUCCCACCUCCCAACCCGCUCUUUGCCUAAUAGUGUUGUAUAUAUUGAAAGAAGAUUGAGGUUUUAUGUGAUUGUUUUAGCCUAGGUUACAUUACACUAUGUUCUGACCUAGUCUAAUUUGAGUAUAUAGGUGGUGGCUCCCAGCUACAGAAAUUUUCCAGAUGAAUAAACCCACCUUGGAAGGCAGUAGCUAUUAGAUAGCAGGUAAUUAUUUAAUAAUAAAAAUGAAUUUUACUAAUUUUUUUUUAUCCCAUCUUCACCAAACUUGGUCAGAAGUUUUAUCUAGAUUGUCUUAAGGCCAAGUUCGAACAUGGGCCAUGCCAGAUAAAAAACUAGGUAACGGGGUCACCUAGUACGUUUUACACAUUCAGCAUGAUGUUGGCUCUCUAAUUCAAGAAGUUUUCAUCCGAUCUUCACCACACUUGGUCAGAAGUUGUAUCUAGAUGAUGUGUAGGUCAAGUUCGAACAUGGGCCAUGCUGGGUCAAAAACUAGUUCACGGGGGCUUUUUAAACAUUGAGCAUGGUGUCCGCUGUUUUUUUGUGAAGACAACAUGCAAAAUAUUCUUUGUCAAUGCGGCAUGUGGGUUUUUUCGUCACGUCUGUGACAAAGCUCUAGUUAUCCUGGCCAAAAUGAAAUAACGGAAGGGGAUAUAGUAAUACAGUGUAGUAUACGUCCAUCUCUCCGGCACUUUUGUGUCCGGGGCCAUAUCUUGAAAUUGCUUUGGCAGAUUUCAUUGAAACUUGUUAUGAGUAUAUAUAUGGAUAAGAGGAUGAUGCACGCCAAAUGGCAUUGUACACCAUCUGUUAAUAACGGAGUAAGGUCCAUUUGUGUCUUGAAAAAAUGCUUUUUAGCUCACCUGAGGUUGUGCUCAUGGUGAGCUUUUUUGAUCGCCUUUUGUCCGUCAUCCAUCGUGCGUCAUGCGCCGUCAACACUUGCCUUGUUAACUCUAUAGAGGCAACAUUUAUUGUCCUUCCAAUCGUCAUGAAAUUUGGUCAGAAGAUUGGUCUCAAUGAUAUCUUGAAUGAGAUCGAAAUGGUUACGUUUGCUUGAAAAGCAUGGCUGCCAAGGGGCAGGGCAGUUUUACGAAUAUGGCUAUAUAUAGCUACAGUAAAAUCUUGUUAACACUCUAGAGACCACAUUUAUUGUCAAAUCUUCAUGAAACUUGGUCAGAAGAUUCAUCCCAAUAAUAUCUUGGACGAGUUUGAAAAUGAUGCUGGUUGGUUGAAAAACAUUGCCGCCAGGGGGCGGGGCAUUUUUCCUCAUAUGGCUAUAGUAAAACCCUGUUAACACUCUAGAGGCCACAUUUAUUUUCCGAUCUUCAUGAAACUUGCUCAGAUGAUUUGUCCCAAUGAUAUCUUGGAUGAGUUAACAAAUGGUAACAUUUGCUUGAAAAACAUGGCUGGCAAGGGGCGGGGCAUUUUUCCUUAUAUGGCUAUAUAUGGCUAUAUAGUAAAAUCUUGUUAACACUCUAGAGGCCACAUUUAUUGUCCGAUCUUAAUGAAACUUGGUCAGAAGAUUUAUCCCAAUGAUAUCUUGGACGAGUUAGAAAAUGACGCCAGUUGGUUGAAAAACAUGGCGGCCAAGUGGCGGGGCAUUUUUCCUUUUAUGGCUAUAGUAAAACCUUGUUAACACUCUAGAGGCCACAUUUAUUUUCUGAUCUUCAUGAAACGUAGUCAGAAGGUUUGUUCCAAUGAUAUCUUGAAUGAGGUUUAAAAUGGUAACCUUGAAAAACAUGGGUGCCAAGGGGCGGGGCAUUUUUCCUUAUAUGGCUAUAUAUUAGGGAUGGCAUCGAAUUCCAAAAUCAGUAUUCGAAUGUUCGCAAAUUCAUUCAAUCGAAUAUACGAAUACUCGCAUAAAACGGCUGGAUUGAUUUUACCUUGUUAUGUGUUUAUUUCCUUUGGUUUGUAAGUUAUAUCCGUUUGCUAAAUAUGAGGCUGUUUAUUAACGUUGUUAUUGAAUAAUUGUAUCGCUGUCGACUAAUACAUGACCGAUACUGUGAUCGGGCACAAAUAGAAUGAAAAACAUCGUCUCAUAGAAUUUUAAUUUUUAAUGAUUCCACAGAUUUGUAGCAGACCGCGCAUAUGUUAAACUAAGUUAACACACAUUACACGUUGCGGUCUGCUUAUCCACAGACCGUGUAAAGUAUUCCAUACUGCAGAAGCGGCUGGUGGCAUUUUCAGAUUUGAAUUAUGAUUACUUGAUGAUUGUUUAAUUUAUAUCAUCUGUUACUUUUGAGUAAUUCACAUAUUUAAAUGUCUGUUCAAACUGUGAUCACAAAAACUAAAUUAUUAUUCGCAAGUAAAUUCAGGGUUUUUUUUGGCCCGAUUUUAUAGCCGAAAUUCGGCUAUGUUCCCAAUCCCAAAAAGUAUACUUAUUUCCCAAAAUGUGACAAAAAAUUCCCAAUUUCCAAAAAAAAAAAUUUUUUUCUUUUUAGAAAGAAGUGUCUUAUGCGUAUUUUAUCUCAAUUUUAAUUCAAUUACAUCUAACAAAGUAUUUUAUGAUUUUGUUCUUUUAAUUUUAAUGAUUAUAAAGUGUUAUAUCAAAUUUAGUAUUUCCCUAAUAAGUGGACUUUUCGUGUGGAAAAAAAGGCUAAUGUAUUAAUUUUCCGAAUUUCUUGAAAAUGCCGAUAAAAUUCCCAAUUCCAAAGCCAUGGGCUAUCUUCCCAAAAAGUGGAAAUAAAAACUUGAAAUUGAAGCCCGUAAUUGGUACCUUAUUGACAAACAACAGUUCGGGCCCUUUCUUAUAGCAAGUAUAUUGCAUUGCGCGAUUUGAGUAAUUCACACAUUUUAAUGGCUGUACAUACUGUGAUCACAAAACUUAAUUAUUAUUCGCCAGUCAAUUGAAACCGUUAAUUGGCACCCCAUUGGCAAACAACAGUCGGGGCCUUUCUUAAAGUGUGUAUAUUGGAUUGUGCAAUCAACACUGAUACGGGACGCGUUAUCAGUUUGACAUGAAGAGCGUCACGGCAAACAUGUUACUCCCAGGUGAUUUCGUUGCUUUUUAGUAACCGGUUCGCAGGUCAUUAAAUAUUGGUGAAAUUACGUUUGGAAAAAACGCGAAUAUGCAAAUAUCAUUUUUAUUAGCCGGAUUUUUUUCGAAAAAAUCUCGGCUUAUAGAUUGAUGUUGUCGGGCGGGCGGGCGGGCGGGGUGGCGGCGUGCUCGAAAAUGUUAAAGUUCUUAUUUCAUGGUAUAACUUUGGUAUGCUUGGACCUAGAGUCUUCAAACUUGACAUGAAGGUUGGCCAGGAUUAACAGAUGACCACUGGUCAUUUCAAGGUCAUUCAUUUGAAGGUCAAGGUCACUGUGACCUUCAAUAUAAAAAAUGUUAAAGUUGUUAUAACUUUGGUAUGCUUGGACCUAGAGUCUUGAAACUUGACAUGAAGGUUGGCCAUAACUAGUUAGUAACCACUGGUCAUUUCAAUGUCAUUCAUUUGAAGGUCAAGGUCACUGUGACCUUGAAUGUAAAAAUGUUAAAGUUCUUAUUUCAUGGUAUAACUUUGGUAUGCUUGGACCUAGAGUCUUCAAACUUGACAUGAAGGUUGGCCAGGAUUAACAGAUGACCACUGGUCAUUUCAAGGUCAUUCAUUUAAAGGUGAAGGUCACUGUGACCUUCAAUAUAAAAAUGUUAAAGUUGUUAUAACUUUGGUAUGCUUGGACCUAGAGUCUUGAAACUUGACAUGAAGGUUGGCCAGAACUAGUAAGUAACCACUGGACAUUUCAAGGUCAUUCAUUUGAAGGUCAAGGUCACUGUGACCUUGAAUGUAAAAAUGUUAAAGUUGUUAUAACUUUGGUAUGCUUGGACCUAGAGUCUUGAAACUUGACAUGAAGGUUGGCCAGAACUAGUAAGUAACCACUGGACAUUUCAAGGUCAUAUUUGUGACCUUAAAUGUUAUUGUUGUUCAUGUAUAUGCAUGCAUUCAAAACAUAACACAAGGUUUGCUCAUGCCUUGAAAAGUACUUACAUUUCAUUUUGACCUUUGAACAAUAUUUCAGUAAUUUAAGUAUUGCAUUGACAAAAACACGAAAGGUACUUUCCUGUCAUUUAAAUCAAAAAUCCGGCUUCAAUGCGGUCAUCUCCGACCGCGGAACUCUUGUUAUUGGAAUGCUAUGCUGACCAUUCAAUCGAAUAUUCGAAUAAUUUUGCCAUCCCUACUAUAUAUGGCUAUAGUAAAAUCUUGUUAGCACUCUAGAGGCCACAUUUAUUGUCCAAUCCUCAUGAAACUUGGUCAGAAGAUUCAGCCCAAUAAUAUCUUGGAUGAGUUCCAAAAUGAUGGCGGUUGAUUGAAAAAUAUGGCCACCAGGGGUAGGGGCAUUGUUCCUUAUAUGGCUAUAGUAAAACCUUUUUAACACUCUAAGAGUCCACAUUUAUUUUUUCAAACUUCAUGAAACUUGGUCAGAAGAUUUGUCCCAAUGAUUUCUUGGAUGAGUUUGAAAAUGGUAACCUUUGCUUGUAAAACAUGGCUGCCAAUGGGCGGGUCAUUUUUAGCUCCUCUGGCCAGAGGCCAGCGGGGCUAUGUCAUGGUCCUGUGUCCGUUGUGCGUGCGUCCUUGCAUCCGUGCAUCUGUCUGUGCAUUAACUUUUUCUUUAAACAUCUUCUUCUCCUAAACUACUGGUCCAAUUCUGAUGAAAUUUCUCAGGAAUGUUCCUGGGGUGAACCUCUUUCGAAUUUGUUCAAAUUAUGCCCCUGGGGUCAAAUUUGACCCUGCCAUGGGGGGUCAAAAAAUUGAAAAUUUGCUUAUAUAAGGCCUAUUUUGUGAAAACUUUAAAAAUCUUCUCAUCCAUAACCAUUGGGCCUAGGGCUACCAAAUUUGGUAUGUAGUGACAUUUUAUAGUCCUCUUGUCACCUACUGCUCGAGAAAUCUUAGAACGCAGAUUGACUAUAUCCUCUACCCAAAGAGGUAUCGCAGAGCAAUCACCAAUGUGAAGGUAAUUCCAACUGAGGAGUGUGUCCAACAACAUAAUCUUGUUGUUUGAAAUAUCACUAUUUUCAUCCCCAAAGUAAACAAACGCAAAUUCACCCCUCGCAUUCGCACUUGGAAGCUGAGGGAUAAGGCUGUGGCAGACAAGUUCCGUGAUGCCUUCACUGAAAAAGUCGUUACUGGCGAUGUCAACCUUGCCAACACUGUUGAAGAGGUUUGGAUGAGGAUAAAGAACCCCCUGCUUGAAACAGCAAGAGAAUUUUGUGGUUUCUCCAAAAACCACCAGUGGAAGAAGGAAACCUGGUGGUGGGACAGUGAUGUUGAAGUUGCGGUGAAGUUGAAGCGAACCCGCUACAAAACAUUCAAAGCACUGGAUAAAGCUGGCCGUACCAUUGAGGCUAACGUUGCCAAAGCUGCCUAUUGCGAGGCUAAACGUGCUUCUAAGCAAGCUGUCUGGUUAGCCAAGUCCAAGUCUGAAAAAGAGAAAUUCGCGAACCUCUCUCCAUACGAUGGAGGCAUCUUCAAGCUGGCCAAGCAAAUGGACAGGACAAACCAAGAUGUUGUUGGUGAGAAAUGUGUUCGAAAUGAUGCGGGUGAACUGUCCCUCAGUGAUGAUGAGAAAAUGAAAGCCUGGGUAUAUUCAAAGCUACUAAACGUUGAGUUUGAGUGGCCCAGUGAGCUACUUCCUGAAGUUGCUCCUGUGGAAGGGCCUCCUCCACCAGUCACAGUAGAACAAAUUCGCAAAGCCCUCUGCAAGAUUAAAUGCGGCAAAGCCGCUGGACCAUCAGGUGUGAUUGCCGAGAUGUUGAAAGCAGCUGGUGAGGAGGGAACAUAAAUGCUGAGACAGCUGACUGAGGUCGUUUUCAGCAAUGGUGUGAUCCCCAAGGACUGGGAGGAGAGCCACAUCCUUAACCUUUACAAAGGUAAUGGAGAGGCUCUAGACAGAGGAAAUUACCGUGGGUUAAAGCAGGGCUCGAAUUUAAUUUUUUUUUCUACUUGCAAAACAUUGCGAGCAGCUUUAAUACCGACUCGCAAAAUCAAAAACAUUCUCGCAAAUUUUGCUGGACACAUAAUUUAAUAUCGUUUUUUUUAUUCAACAGUUAACUUUGCUUUAUCUAUCGUAUUGUUAUUUCCAUCUGUGGGCAAAAAGAAACUACAUGUUAUUUUUCGCUUCGACGCCAUGUAUGUUCAAGUUCAAUGAACACGUGUGAAUUAGUCGACUGUUUAACGUUCUUUGUACCAAUACCAUCCUCGUAUCUGUACUAUAAGUAUACCAGUCUAUAUACAAGGUGCGCGUUUCUGCAUACGGGUAUUAGGACGUUCUAUGACCUAUGGUUUAGCGUUCAGGACGUCGAACGCAUUUAGCAAUAAUACUGUUUUUUUUUCACUAUUUCUCUACUCGCAAAAAAUUACUAGUGGCUGAAAACUUAACUCGCAAUCGGUAUUUUUCACUCGCAUUUUGCGAGUGUGCGAGUGUUAAUUUCGAGCCCUGGUUAAAGCUUACGGACCAGACGAUGAAACUGAUUUAGCGUGUGCUUGACACCCACAUACGCGAGAUGGUCGAUAUCGAUGGUAUGCAGUUUGGUUUUGUUCCUGGUAGAGGUAUGACUGAUGCAAUCUUCAUCAUACGCCAGCUACAGGAAAAAUACAAUGCAGCAAACAAGCCACUGUAUAUUGCCUUUGUCGACCUUGAGAAAGCAUUUGAUAGAGUUCCAAGAAAGGUCCUCUGGUGGGCUCUGAGGAGUCUAGGGGUUGAGGAAUGGGCAGUUCGUGUCAUACAGGGUAUGUACACAGGCGCCAGGUGCCGUGAGCGUGUCAACGGACAAUAUAGCGAGGAAUUUGGAGUCGAAGUAGGGGUGCAUCAGGGUUCUGUUCUUAGUCCCCUGCUUUUCAUCCUAGUGCUUGAGGCUCUGUCGAGGGAAUUGUGCGCCGGGGUUCCAUUGGAGCUCUUCUACGCUGAUGAUCUUGCUGUGAUCGCGGACUCACUGGAGGAGUGUCUCUCCAGAUUGAAAGGUUGGAAGGAUGGAAUGGAAAGCAAGGGGCUGAGGGUCAAUAUGAAGAAGACAAAGCUCUUGAUCACCGGCCCUGGACUGAAUCUUCUGCGCGAUGCGGGAGCAUAUCCCUGUGCGGUAUGUAGGAGUGGAGUGGGAGUGAACUCGAUUGAGUGUACCCAGUGCAAACUGUGGGUGCACAAAAAGUGCAGUGGCAUCAAGGGAAGAAUCACCAGCAACCCGGACUACGUUUGCCCGAGAUGCAUGGACCAAGCACGCCCAAUUGAUGGAAGACCUGUUACCCAGGUGGUCAUUGAUGGCUCACAGCUUGAUGUUGAGGCCAGCUUCUGCUAUCUGGAUGACACGCUAUGUGCUGGGGGAGGCUGCGAACUUGCCAUCAUCACCCGAUGCUGCAUUGCCUGGGGAAAGUUUAAGAAGCUCCUACCAAUACUGACGUCGAAGCAUGUUUCCCUUAAAAUCCGUGGCAACGUGUUCAAUGCUUGUGUCCGUUCUGCCAUGUUACAUGGUAGUGAAGCGUGGGCACCAUCCGCUUCUGAUCUACAACGACUUCGUAGAGACGACAGAGCAAUGGCCCGCUGGAUUUGCAGCAUCAAACCUGACGACGGAGUCCACACUGACAUGCUGUAUGGCAAACUAGGGAUACCAGAAGUCACUGCAUCACUGAGAGCCAGGCGCCUGAGGUGGUAUGGGCAUGUCGAGCGUGCCACCUCUUGCAUCAAUUCAAUCUCGAAGAUGGCCAUUCCUGGUGCUAGAGGUAGAGGGAGACCAAGAAAAUCGUGGUCUGACUGUAUUAAGGAUGACCUGCACACCUGUGGCUUGGGUGACACUGACCCACAGAACAGAGGAGCGUGGAAAUCAGGGGUUAGACGCUCUAGCCGCCUGCUGCCUACCCCAACUACUGGGACUAAUCCCGCAGCAGAUGACAAAUAAACUCUGGAUCAAGUCAAGUCAAGUUUCUUCAAAUUAUGCCCCUGGGGUCAAAUUUGACCCUGCCCUGGGGGGUCAGAAAAUUGAAAAUUUGCUUAUAUAAGGCCUAUUUUGUGAAAACUUUAAAAAUCUUCUCGUCCAUAACCAUUGGGUCUAGGGCUACACAAUUUGGUAUGUAGUGACAUCUUAUAGUCCUCUACCAAGUUUCUUCAAAUUAUGCCCCUGGGGUCAAAUUUGACCCUGCCCCGGGGGUCAAAAAAUUGAACAUAUGCUAAUAGUCCUCUACCAAGUUUGUUCAAAUUAAGCCCCUUUGAUCAGAUUUGAUCGUUCCCCAGGGGUCACAAAAUUGAACAUGUGCUUAUAUUGGGCCCAUUUUGUGCAAACUUUAAAAAUCUAUUUGUGCAUAACCAUUGGGCCUAUUUCUACCAAAUUCGGUAUUUAGUGACAUCUUAUAGUUUUCUACCUAGUUUGUUCAAAUUAUGCCCCUGGGGAAAAAUUUGACCCUGCCCUGGGGGUCACAAAAAUGAACAUAUGCUUAAAUAAGGCCUAUUUUGUGCAAACUUUAAAAAUCUUCUUGUUCAUAAUUAUAGAGCCUAGGGCUACUAAAUUUGGUGUGUAGUGAUAUCUAAUAGUCCUCUACCAAAUUUGUUCAAAUUAUUCCCCUGGGCUCAAAUUUGACCCUGCCCCGAGGGUCACAAAACUGAACAUAUGACGUUUACCAGGGAAGAUUACUGCGGCCGUGUAUCUGUGACCAACAACAACAACAACAACAUCUUGUAAACAUUAGAUAAAACCCUGUCAUUUAGUGCCAUUUUAGAUCAGAUGGUGACUGCUUACAAAGGAAUUGAAGUAAGAAAAAGUGAUAUGAAUGUUUUUCUUAUUAACUGAAAAAGUCAGGUUUUAUUUAAAUAUGUCAUAAGUGACAUAUAUCCGAAUAAAAAUAUUUCGGAUGACAUGUUAAUUUCAUGUCUUUUUUGUAGUGUUGAAACCAGUUUAAUAAUAUCUUAUUGAAUUUUAAAACACAACUUCCAUGAACAUAAUUAUUUAAAGAAAAGUCAAUGAUACUGCAUGGUAAACUCAAACUUUGUAUCCAAGAGAAGGUGUUGGAAUUAAUGAAGUGCAAUGUUCUUUCAGCAGUUGCGUAAAUUUCGGACAUAAAAUUCGGAUGCGGAUUUUGUAACAGGACAAACUAAUGUGUAAAUUUCUGUACAAAUAAAUAUUCUUUGAAAACUAAAGACUGCAUUUUGAAUAAAGCAUUUAUUGACUAGAAUAAAUGUCAAUGAAACAGAACAUUAACAAAAAUAACAGUCAUGAACGUUUCAGACACUUUCCGCAGUUGCGUAAAUUUCGGACAUAAAAUUCGGAUGCGAUUUUAGUAACAGAAAAAACUUUGAGUUGGCGGUUAAAAACAGGGUCCGUUGGGUAACCGGAAACAAGACUUCUUUUUUUUUAGACCUUAAUAAUAUGUUGGUUGAGUUCAAAAGUGGUUCCAGUCCGUUGAAAAACAUGGCCGCCAGUGGGCGGGGCAGUUUUCCUUAUUUGGCUAUAGAGAAACCUUGUAAACACUCUAGAAGUCACAAUUUUUGCCCAAUCAUCAUGAAAGUUGGUCAAAACAUUGGUUUUAUUGAAAUCCCUGACGAGUUCGAAAAUGGUCCAGAUCGGUGAAAAAACAUGGCCGCCAGUGGGCGGGGCAUUUUUCUCUAUAUGUAUAUAGUGAAAACAUGUGAACACUCUAGAAGUCAUAUUUUUGGCCAAAUUUUCAUUAAAUUUGGUCAGAACAUUUGUUUCCUUGAUAUGAGAGUAGAGUUCAAAAAUGGUUCUGGUCAGUUGAAUAACAUGGCUGCCAGGGGGGGGGGCAGUUUUCCUUAUUUGGCUAGAGAAAAACCUUGUAAACACUCAAGAAGUCACAAUUUUUGCCCAAUCAUCAUGAAAAAUGGUCAAAACAUGUUUUAUUGAUAUCUUGGAAGAGUUCAAAAAUGGUCCAGAUUGGUGAAACAAUAUGGCCGCAAGUGGGUGGGGCAUUAUUCUCUAUAUGUAUAUAGUGAAAACAUGUGAACACUCUAGAAGUCACAUUUUUGGCCCAAUUUUCAUGAAAUUUGGUCAGAACAUUUGUUUACUUGAUAUGAGAGUUGAGUGUGAAAAUGGUCCCAGUUAGUUCAAUAACAUGGCUGCCAGGGGGGGGGGGGCAGUUUUCCUUAUUUGGCUAUAGAGAAACCUUGUAAACACACUAGAAGUCACAAUUUUUGCCCAAUCAUCAUGAAAGUUGGUCAAAACAUUGGUUUUAUUGAUAUCUCGGACGAGUUCGAAAAUGGUCCAGAUCGGUAAAAAAACAUGGCCGCCAGUGGGCGGGGUAUUUUUCUCUAUAUGUAUAUAGUGAAAACAUGUGAACACUCUAGAAGUCACAUUUUUGGCCCAAUUUUCAUGAAAUUUGGUCAGAACAUUUGUUUCCUUGAUUUGAGUGUAGAGUUCGAAAAUGGUUCUGGUCAGUUGAAUAACAUGGCUGCCGGGGGGGGGGGGAGUUUUCCUUAUUUGGCUAUAGAGAAACCUUGUAAACACUCUAGAAUACACAAUUUUUGCCCAAUCAUCAUGAAAGUUGGUCAAAACAUUGGUUUUAUUGAUAUCUCGGACAAGUAUGAAAAUGGUCCAGAUUGGUGAAAAAGCAUGGCCGCCAGUGGGCGGGGCAUUUUUCUCUAUAUUUAUAUAGUGAAAACAUGUGAACACUCUAGAAGUCACAUUUUUGGCCCAAUUUUCAUGAAAUUUGGUUUAAAUGUUUUCCUAAAUGAUAUGUUGGUUGAGUUCAAAAGUGGCUCCGGCCCGUUGAAAAACAUGGCCGCCAGUGGGCGGGGCAGUUUUCCUUAUUUGGCUAUAGAGAAACAUUGUAAACGCUCUUAAAUUCACAAUUUUUGCCCAAUCAUGAAAGUUGGUCAAAACAUUGGUUUUUAGCUCACCUGAGCGAUAGCUCGGGGUGAGCUAUUGUGAUCACUCACCGUCCGGCGUCCGUCUGUCUGUCUCUCUGUAAACAAUUUGUAAACAUCUUCUUCUACUAAACCAUUGAGCCAAUUUCAACUUAAUUUCAUUUGGAGCAUCCCUAGGUCAUGGGACAAAAGAAUUGUUAAAAAAAAUUUGAUCACAUAAUUAAGAUGGCCGCCAUGACCAUAGAUGGUAAAAACCUUAAAAAAUCUUCUUGUCAGAAACCGCUCAUCAGAUUUUCAAAAAAUUUCACAGGGAUGACCUUUGAAGGCUCCCCUGAAAAAGUUGUUCAAAGAAAUUUGAUUCGUCAAAAAACAUGGCCGCAGGAGCUCGUUGAACUUUGCAUGUUUAUUCGUUUUUGCCUAUUUUGUGAAAACUUUCAAAAAUCUUCCACAUUUUUUGUCCGAUCCUUUCCAAAUUUGCACAGUGUCUUUAUAUCAAUGAGGACACGAACCCUACAAAAAAUGAGCAUUAUUGGUCCAUGAAGUACAGAAUUACCUCCCCUUGAAUUGAGAAAAUGGUGUUUAUGCAAUAAAGUCCAAAUUUUUCAUCCAAUUCUUUCCAAACUUGCACAGUGUCUUCAUAUCAAUGAAAACUCGAGCCCUGUCGAAAAUGAGCAACAUCGGACCAUUAAGUCCAGAAUUAUCUCUUGAGAUGGCAGAUUUAGAAAUAUUUAUAGUGUACUCUUUUUUCCAAUUAAUAGUGCUAUUACAGUAAAGGAUUUGCUGGCUACAGGCCAGGUUUCUCUGACACGAUUCUCUUCUGAUGGCUUUGCUGCAGACCACAUAAACUCUUAACUCUGGAACAGUUAAUUCUUUCUGCAAAUGUUUGUGACUGUGGAAAUCAUUGAAAUAAAAGGAGAAAUUGCUGAAAUUAGCAUUUUCUCCUUUCAUCACAAUGAUUCCUACCCUAUUAAAUCAGUUUCUUCUUAUUCCAUUAUAAUUUAAUUUGUCGUCUGCAACCUCUUUCAAUUUGGAAAAGGGUUAACUACCAGAAAUCAAUUAAUGCUGUAGUUUUGUUGAUGAGAAAUUAUUUUUCCUUUAAAAUGGGAGGUGAUUAUUGCUUAGGAAAUUGCUCUGGUAGGGUUGAAUCAUUGUGGGAAAUUGAGAAAUUGUUCAGUCCAAAAUAUGUUGAUUGGUAAAAGGAUUUAUCCUUAUGCAAACAUGGGUUGCCUGUUUAGUCGAUGAUAUCUUGUCAAUUUUGAGAAAACGGAGGAAUCUCUUCAAAACAAGCAAAAAUUCCUUUUAUCUCAAUGUUUAAGUUUUUAGUGUACCUGAGCAGAUCAUAUUCUCCUAAACCAUUGAGCCAAUUUCAACCAAAUUUCAUGUGGAGCAUUCCUACGUCACGAAAAAAAAAUAUUGUUAAAAAAAAUAUUGUUAAAAAAAAAUUUGGUCACAUAACCAAGCUGGCCGCCAUGCCCAUAUAUGGUCAAUACCUUAACAAAUCUUCUUGUCAGAAAGGGCUCGUCGGAUUUUCAAUUUUUUUUACAAGGAUGAUCCUUAAAGGCUCCCCUAAAAAUUUGGUCAAGAAAAUUUGUUUCUUGUCAAUUACCAUUGGGCCUAAGGCUAUUAAAUUUGUUCAGGUGAGUGAUUCAGGGCCAAUGUGGCCCUUGUAUUGAUAUGUCGGAUGAGUUCGAAAAUGGUCCAGAUCGGUGAAAAAACAUGGUCGCCAGUUGGCGGGGCAUUUUUCUAUAUAUGUACAUGUGAACACUCUAGAAGUCACAUUUUUGGCCCAAUUUUCAUGAAAUUUGGUCAGCAUAUUUUUUGCCUUGAUACGAGAGUUGAGUUCAAAAAUGGUUCCGGUCAGUUGAAAAACAUGGCUGCUGGGGGGGGGGGCAGUUUUUUAUAUUUAUAUAGUAAAAAAAGCUUGUGAACACUCAAGAAGUCACAUUAUUUGCCCAAUCAUCAUGAAACUUGGUGAAAAGAUUUGUUUUAUAUAUAUCUCAGAUGAGUUCCCAAAUGGUCCAGAUUGGUAAAAAAACAUGGCCGCAAGGGGGUGGGGCAGUUUUCUUUAUGUUACUAGAGAGAAACCUUGUGAUUGAACACUAUUGAAGUCACAUUUUUUGCCUAAUCAUCGUGAAACUUAGUCAAUACAUUGGUUUUAUUGAUUUCUCUGACAAGUGGAAAAUUGCUCAGAUUGGUGAAACACACUUUUUAGCUCACCUGAUUGCUCAGGCGAGGUUUUUUAAGGAUUGGUCUUUGUCUGCCGUCCGUCCACAUUUAGUUUGUAAACACUCUA
This is a messenger RNA of Dreissena polymorpha, 19164 nucleotides long. RefSeq lists its product as uncharacterized. The record is from RefSeq and is a predicted model, not a curated record. The transcript is spliced from 2 exons. NCBI's taxonomy places the organism in Eukaryota, Metazoa, Mollusca, Bivalvia, Myida, Dreissenidae. The coding region runs from base 12574 to 13959 and encodes 461 amino acids.